Molecule: messenger RNA, 1889 nt
Organism: Vidua chalybeata
Lineage: Eukaryota; Metazoa; Chordata; Aves; Passeriformes; Viduidae
Gene: MSC
Product: musculin
Exons: 2
Coding region: 47-655 (202 amino acids)
Biological process (GO): regulation of transcription by RNA polymerase II; skeletal muscle tissue development
Molecular function (GO): RNA polymerase II transcription regulatory region sequence-specific DNA binding; protein dimerization activity; DNA-binding transcription factor activity, RNA polymerase II-specific
Source: RefSeq, a predicted model, not a curated record
CGCCCGCCUGCCGCGCUGCCCGCCUCCCCGCCGCCCGCCCGGGGCCAUGUCCACGGGCUCCGCGAGCGAGGCGGAGGAGCUGCCCGAGAUGGACCUGCGGGCGCUGCAGCUGGACUACCCGCCGCCGCCGGCCAAGCGCCAGCCCCGCGGCGAGCUCUACCCCUCGGGGGACAACUCCUCGGCGGCGGAGGAGGAGGAAGAGGAGGAAGAAGAGGAGGAAGAGGACGGCGAGGGCAGCUGCGCGGCGGGGCCGGCGGGCAGCGGCUGCAAGAGGAAACGGGCGCGGGGCGGCGGCCCCGGGGGCAAGAAGGCGGCGUCGGGGCCGCGGGGGCCGCCGCCCGAGGGGAAGCAGUCCCAGCGUAACGCGGCCAACGCGCGGGAGCGGGCGCGGAUGCGGGUGCUGAGCAAGGCGUUCUCCCGGCUGAAGACGAGCCUGCCCUGGGUGCCGCCGGACACCAAGCUCUCCAAGCUGGACACGCUGCGCCUGGCGUCCAGCUACAUCGCCCACCUCCGGCAGCUCCUGCAGGAGGACCGCUACGAGAACGGCUACGUCCAUCCCGUCAACCUGACUUGGCCGUUUGUGGUUUCAGGAAGACCUGAUUCUGACACCAAAGAAGUUUCUACUGCCAGCAGAUUAUGUGGAACUACUGCAUAGUCAGACUAAAUUGAAGAUUUCUUAUUGUUGAUUUUUUUUUUUAAUGGGUUGGGUAUUUUUAAGAGCUGUGAUUUAUCAGCUCAGGACUAGUAGAUGGGGCAAACUCCUAUCUCUAACAGUGUUAAAUCUGCAUCCCUCAUCAUUCUUUCCCCUUAAUGUUCUGAGGGCAGAUUAUUUAAAGCAGUAAAUAAUGGAGGUGGUUGAAAUUAGAGGUUUUAUGAACUGACUGCACCAGCUGAAGUCUAAGACUUGGCUUCAUCAUUCUUACCACUGCCUGAGGACCUGCUGUUCUGAGGCUUUUAAACUAAUGGAAGAGGAAUAUAAUGAUAUAGAAUUAACAGCAUGGACCAAAAUACAAUUCUACAAACUAACCCCAGUGUUAUUUGUAUUGUAAAGCAAAACAGUAUUUUAAAAUAGCUUUGAAAGUCAGAUAGAUUUAUAAUAUAUUUUGAUGGCUUUUGUAUUCAUGGGUCUGGUUUAUUGCAACUAUGCAAUUAGUCAUACUUUUUUCUUUUGGUCCCUUUGAUCAGAGUUUUCUUAAAAAUGUGUAAGUGGACACAUUCUGUUACAACUCAUUGGAAUUAAAGUAAUUCCUUUGGUUAUGUCUUGAAAUGCCACAUGUAAGAAUGUAGGACUGUCCCUAGAAAUGUGGCAGAGUUUCUGUGCCUUAAUCUGGAAGGGAAUUCUGCUUACUGUAAGGCCAGUGUGCAUGUGUUUUAAAGAAUGUGUUUGUAUGAUGCUGCAAAAUAGCAAGAAUUCACAGUGUUUUAAAUAUUUUUCCUGUACUGUUAUGUUUAUCAUUGAGAAGUUUACUCUCAAAUGAGUUAGUGUGUCAUUUCCGUACAGAUUCAAACAUUGUAAUAAAAAAACGAUGCCAUCAAAUAAGUUGCAAAUGUAAAUAACUCUAUUUUUUUAUAAAUGACAUUAAAAGCUUGGUUACAGUGACUUACUGGUACUGUGAUAGUGUGUGUCUGCAUCCAUAUGUGAGCAUCUUUGUAAUGCAUGUUCUUGAAACCCACUUUUGUAAACACUGUUAUCUUCUCCAUCUCUUGAGGGCAGAUACAUCUCCAGCAACAGAGUCAGAUAAAAACACUUUCACCCCAAACAAUUUAUUCGAGGUGCAGUACUAUAUAUCAAUCAGCAGGGAUGGCCAAGUUUUAACAACUUACAGAAUGUUCUGUAAUAUUCUCUUCUGUGCAACAGAAUAAUAAAUAAAUGCAGAUUAAGAAAUUGA